UUGCUCAUCAAAUGCACCGUCAUUUGAUAUUUCUGUCUCUCUCUCUCUCCCCCUGCCUGUGAGUUCUGUCCUGCAUCUCCCCAUUCAAACGCUGAGCUUUCUCUCGACUCUCCCUUUCUCAACAACAAUGCUUCAAUUCUCUUCUAUGAAAGUCUCAACUUCUUCUUUCCUCCCCCUCCGUUUCUCUCCAUUUCUUUCCUCUUCUUUCCACUCCAUUUCUCUCCCUUUACCUCUCAAUCUCGCUAAACCAUCCAAUCUCCGUCUCCUUCCUUUCCCUCUCCACAUACGCUGCAUCGACGCUGCUCAGCCGUACGAUUAUGAGUCCCAGCUCCAAUCUCAACACCUCAAGUCCCAAUGUCUAAAGAUCGCCAUUAUUGGAUUCGGCAACUUCGGCCAAUUCCUUGCCAAAACCCUUUCUCGUCAGGGUCACACCCUUCUCGCUUACUCUCGUACCAAUUACAGUGAUGCUGCUAAAAAGCUCGGCGUUACAUUGUAUACAAACCCGCAUGAUCUCUGCGAAAGCCAUCCGGAAGUUUUGAUCUUGUGCACUUCAAUUCUUUCUACAGAAGAGGUGCUAAAGUCUUUACCUUUUCAAAGGUUGAAACGUAGUACCCUCGUUGUAGAUGUUUUAUCUGUUAAAGAAUUUGCUAAGAAUGUUUUGUUGAAGUAUUUGCCUUUUGAGUUUGAUAUAUUGUGUACCCAUCCCAUGUUUGGGCCUGAAAGUGGGAAAAAUUCAUGGGUUGGUUUGCCUUUUGUGUAUGAUAAAGUUCGAAUUGGUGAUGGAGAGGAUAGAUUAAGUAGGUGUGAGAAGUUUCUUGAUAUUUUCGCUAGAGAAGGAUGUAGGAUGGUGGAAAUGACAUGUGCAGAGCAUGAUAGGUAUGCAGCAGGGUCACAAUUUGUGACUCACACCAUGGGGAGGGUGUUGGAGAAGUUUGGUUUGGAGUCCUCACCAAUUAAUACCAAAGGGUAUGAGACUUUGUUGAAUUUGGUGGAAAAUACAGCUGGGGAUAGUUUUGAGUUGUAUUACGGGUUGUUUAUGUAUAAUAAGAAUGCUAUGGAACAAUUGGAAAGGUUGGAUAUGGCAUUUGAGGCAAUUAAAAAGGAGUUGUUUGGGAAAUUGCAUCAAGUUUAUAGGAGGCAGUUGUUUGGGACAGCAGAGAGUUUGGGGCAGCAGCCCAGGAUGCAGAAGUUGCUCCAUAAUGGUGCACCUUUGGAACCUCAUUCAGAUGCGAUGAAAGAAGAAAAAUCUUCGACAUAAAUGGACUGUGUUUAUGGUAAUGAAGGUUGCACAGGCAAAAACAUUGCUGAAUCGAAAUUUUCACUCUAGGGGUAUGUUUGUUGCAUGUGACGGUAUCAUAUAAUAAAACGUAUCAACUGCAAACCCUACCUGCAUUUGAUCACCCAUUAGGAUUAGGAGGGCAUCUGAAAUUGCAGGUGCUGUGAUCCAGUUCUUGUCUUUAAGGAUUUGCAGGCCUCCAACAUCAUCCUGUAAGAUAAUGGUAUACCCUGAUCCGUCUGAGUGGGCUUUUAAG
Molecule: messenger RNA, 1532 nt
Organism: Jatropha curcas
Lineage: Eukaryota; Viridiplantae; Streptophyta; Magnoliopsida; Malpighiales; Euphorbiaceae
Product: prephenate dehydrogenase family protein
Biological process (GO): L-tyrosine biosynthetic process
Molecular function (GO): prephenate dehydrogenase (NADP+) activity; arogenate dehydrogenase (NADP+) activity; prephenate dehydrogenase (NAD+) activity
Source: RefSeq, a predicted model, not a curated record